AGAAUCCAAGAAACGUACGUCUUUGAUUGAAUGCUCUUCCAUGUGUAGCUUAUGGAGGCACCAACCAUAGCAUGAAUAAAAAAGAGUCAAUUUUGGAGCAAUACCUCACUUUGAGCAUGAAUAAAUCCUAUUUCAUUUUCUAUUAAUCAAAAAAUUAUUCUCUCCUUAUUUUUACUUGUCCACCAUAAUCUAGUUACAAGUUGCUCAAUAUUGUCACAUAAUAUUUUUGGGUGCCUAAACCAACUCAUUAAGCAAAUGGAGAUGUUCUGAACAACAACUUUAAAUAGAAUACCUCCUACAUGUACAAUUAUUUUGAAUGAACAGGUACUGAUUCUUUUCGUUGGAUGUGUGCAUUUUUGAACCUAUUUGACAGUGGUCAUGCAUUAUCAUUCAAGACCCUGUGUCAAUUUGUGGUUUCUGUUGGAAUUACUGGUUCAAGAUUGCUAACUAUAGGUGUGGACUGAUUCCCCUUCAAUCCCUCGGCAUUGGCGUGUACCAAAUUCAAUAAGCUUAUUAGGUUUCGCUCGGAGACUCGAGAAUAGAGAAUCUAAAUUAUUUUAGAUGGGACAUUCUGCAGCUGUUUGGGAUUUUAGAGCAGCAACUGAAAUUACAAAGGACUGGAAUGGAAUUGAUCAAGUUGUACUUCGGACCCCACAAGGCGCUUCUGCACGGGUAAGUUUACAUGGAGCACAGGUCACUUCGUGGCGUAACGAGCAUGGGGAAGAACUUCUAUUCACAAGCAGCAAGACAAUUUUGAAGGCUCCAAAAGCAAUACGAGGAGGAAUUCCUAUAUGUUUUCCACAGUUUGGAAACUGUGGAUCGCUGGAGCUGCAUGGAUUUGCAAGAAAUCGAAUGUGGAUAGUUGACGAGAAUCCUCCUCCUCUGCCUGCAAAUGAUUCCAGUGGGAAAUCCUUUGUUGACUUGCUACUCAAAUCAUCUGAGGAAGACGUGAAGUGCUGGCCAUUUAGUUUUGAGUGCCGUCUUCGAGUGUCUCUUACAACCAAAGGAGACCUAACCCUGAUAUCCCGAAUUAGGAAUAUCAACGGCAAGCCAUUUAGUUUCUCAUUCGCAUACCACACAUACUUAUUGGUUUCUGACAUUAGUGAGAUAAGGAUUGAAGGCCUUGAGACACUUGAUUACCUGGACAACCUUUCCCAAAAAGAACGAUUUACAGAACAAGGAGAUGCGAUAACAUUUGAAUCUGAGGUUGAUCGUGUUUAUCUUAGCUCUCCAAACAUAAUCGCUGUUCUAGAUCAUGAGAGGAAACGAACAUAUCUUAUAAGAAAGGAAGGUCUCCCUGAUGUUGCCGUGUGGAAUCCGUGGGAGAAGAAAUCGAAGUUGAUGGUGGACUUCGGUGACGAGGAGUACAAACAAAUGCUUUGUGUAGAUGCAGCAGUGAUAGAGAAACCUGUCAACUUGAAGCCUGGAGAGGAAUGGACGGGGCGGCUUCAACUAUCGGUUGUGCCAUCGAGUUUUUGUAGCGACCUUUUGGGUCUCGACAAAAGUGGUCUUUGAAGAGGAUGGAAUUGUACAAAAUUUAAUCUUAUCUGAGUUUGUGUUACAUUUAGCAAUGUAGCAUUAAGUUACUUUUAGUAAAUAGUAGUGCUUUGUAGGAGUCAUCAAGUUUUCUGUUGUUUUUUUUUCAUGCUACAAAUAGUAGAAAGAAAGAAAGAAAGAAAAAAGCCUAUGUUUUUGUUAGAAUGGCUGCAAAAUUUCGGAUAUUUUAAUUAUUUUGUUAAAUUCAUGAGUUGAUUGAUUAAUUGAUAA
This is a messenger RNA of Cicer arietinum (chickpea), 1767 nucleotides long. NCBI's taxonomy places the organism in Eukaryota, Viridiplantae, Streptophyta, Magnoliopsida, Fabales, Fabaceae. The record is from RefSeq and is a predicted model, not a curated record.